Cherax quadricarinatus is the source of this 1782-nucleotide messenger RNA. RefSeq names its product activator of 90 kDa heat shock protein ATPase homolog 1. The record is from RefSeq and is a predicted model, not a curated record. Gene Ontology annotation, cellular component: cytosol. Gene Ontology annotation, molecular function: ATPase activator activity; protein-folding chaperone binding. Gene Ontology annotation, biological process: positive regulation of ATP-dependent activity; protein folding. NCBI's taxonomy places the organism in Eukaryota, Metazoa, Arthropoda, Malacostraca, Decapoda, Parastacidae.
UCGGGAUCCCUGGUUGGAGGUAAACAUUGUCUGGCAGUCACUGUACAUCCCUCCACUGGAACAGUAUCCUCUUUUUUCCCUCUUAACCCUGACUACCGGUCUUCGGCACUAUAUAUCUGGCAGAUAUUAUCGCCAGAGGAAGCCUUAAGGGAUAUAUUACAGGGCGGAAAAAGCCUCAAUUACGAAUUAUCAAGGAGUAAUAGCAGGUGGAUAUCACGCCGGUCCUCUGACCCCGGUCUGACCUGCUGAUUUUACCUGCUACAUACACUAAUUGACCCGUAAUGGCCAAGUGGGGAGAAGGUGACCCCAGGUGGAUUGUUGAGGAACGACCCGAUGCUACUAAUGUUAACAACUGGCACUGGUCGGAGAAGAAUGCCAGUGGCUGGAGUAAAGAGAAACUGAAGUCUUUGUUUGAGGGCAUGAUCAUUGAAGAACCAGGAUUAGGUAUAAUUACAAUAAAGGAAUUAACAAAAUGUGAAGGUGAAGCCACUGCUAGUAACCGCAAAGGUAAACUUAUAUUCUUCUAUGAGUGGGUGGUGCAUUUGGAUUGGACUGCCAUAGUGACUGAGGAUCCUGAAAAGGAUAUCAAAGGCACUAUAGACAUACCCAACUUAUCAGAGGAAAACGACCCUGAAGAAAUUGAUGUUAAUGUUACUCUGUCUGCCGGAGGAUCACUUGGGGACAAAGUGAAGGAGUUUCUCAGAAAGAAGGGUGCCAAUAAUAUUAGGGAGAAGAUUCGUGAAUAUAUUGAGACACUAAAGAAAGAAUAUGCAGUUGAUCUCAUUAAACCUACCAAAGGCCAGGCUGUGACCAAGCCAGUUAAAACACACAACCCACCAUCUACCGAUAUUUCCUUCAACUCCAAUAUGAAAAGCACAACCAAUGAUAUACAGAAGAUGGAGCUAGGAUGCAAGAUAAGUACCUCCAAGAUCAAUGUCAGCCAGACCUUUAAAUGCACAGCAGAUGAGCUUUAUAGAGCACUUACACAGCGAGAGAUGGUGGUUGCUUUUACAAGAGGUGAUGUGAAGUUAAGAGUUGAAAAAGGAGGCAAGUUUGAGUUCUUUGGUGGUAAUAUUUCGGGUGAAUUUGAGUCCUUGGAACCGAAUAAACAGAUUGUACAAAAGUGGCGCUUCAAAUCUUGGCCAAAUGGGCACUAUUCAACAGUUACAAUAGAUAUUGAGCAGAAAGAUGACUGUACAGAACUACGAUUGUCUCAAACAGGGGUUCCAUCAAAUGAAGUCGAGAAAACAAAAGAAGGUUGGCAGAACUAUUACUGGGAAAGCAUUAAGAGAACUUUUGGAUUUGGAGCAAUUCUUCUUUGAAGUAGAGCAUCCCCCAUGCUAGCAGCACAUGUCAAAUGUUUACCUUGUUUGUGUUGCAUCAGCGCAAAACUAUUUUUCGGUAAUAAAAGGUUCGAGUUAUCAGAAGUGGUAACUCACUCUUGUACUGUUACACUUAGAUCAAAGACAGUGCAGUGGUAUGUUUUUAAAAUGGGUCAGACUUGAGCUGGCCUUCAAGCUGCAUGCAAGAUGUUAAACAUAACAAGUUACUGUGGACAUAGCAUGAAAGCUAGCCAAUGUCACCAUCACUUAAAUUCGAUAAUGCAUUUCAAAUGAGUGCAAGCUCUUAGUGUUUCACUGAAUGACAUUCAAUUUAUUACUGUAUAGAGAUGUAGUAUGCAGUAAAAUAAUUGAAUAAACUGUAUAAUAAUAAGCUUUAUGUUAAUUUAUGAAUUUACUUGUUAGAAAAAUUGUGUUUGUGAAAAUACAUUCGCCAGAGUUA